GGCCAUAACAAGAAGACUGACGCAGAAGCAGCAGCGGCAGCUCAAGCAAAAGCAGCGGAAGCGUCCACGUCUUCUUCCACAAAGAAAUCGAAAAAACAGCCCGUCGUGAAAAAAGCAGUUUCCUUAGUUUCAAGCGCAGAGCAAGCUGCGAAAUCAAUACAGAAAGCAGACGAAAUGAAUAGUAUCGCGGCAAAAACUGAAGCUACUAGAGUCGAGACGGAGCGCAAAAAGGUAGAUAAAUCGAAAAACACUGGCGUCAUCAACUACGACAUAUUACCAUUGGGGUUCCACAUCCAUCCGUACGAAAAAUCAUUCAAAGCUUGUGCAACCACGCCGCACCUGAAGAAACGGGUCAUAGCUUUGAGGGCAAGGCUGGACAUGCUGACAGGAUCGGAUAAAGGAGAUCGCCACAUGACACCUGGAAAAACAGACGAGUCUAGACUUUUUGCUGCUACAUUUUUGACAGGAUGGUGCUUGCGCACAGAUUUAGUGAUUAGGUGCCAUGAUAGUAAAGAUUUUCAGCGACAUUUGAUACCCCGGUGGGUGGAAAAGUACUCUACAACAAUGUCAGAACUAAAAGCCAAACUUUUGGCGUCCUCUGCUUUCAGCAAAAAGGAGCAAGUGAUGUGGGACGAUCUAACUGCAUUUACUGAAAGCACGAAGAAGCUGCUGCACAUGCCAUAACACAGCACGCAGGAACUUACUUCAUUUAACCCUUCCGAAAUUAUUUUCUGAAAUCUGGCAUCAAAAAAGAUCUCACUGCCC
This is a messenger RNA of Amoebophrya sp. A25, 765 nucleotides long. Lineage: Eukaryota; Dinophyceae; Syndiniales; Amoebophryaceae. The record is from the annotation of a GenBank genome assembly.